AUGAUUACAGCCAUUGUCAAAAGCUCACCCUCUUCGCCGAAUGCAAUAAGAUUACACUCAUUGCCGUCUUAAUGGAAGGACAAUGCACUUCUAACAAACAACAAGGUGAUGUAUACUUCCCUUUCUUCUGUGCCUCUGCAGCGUAUUCUUCACAACAACACCCGUCUCUUCUAUCUCUCACACAGUCAAUAUUUAUCAGACGACAGUAUGGUUGAGCAGACUCGGCGUAAGAAGUACCCGAAGAAGGAAGAACCUUGCAUUCCUUUGUCAAAAUACAAAGCCAUGACAAAGAAACUGGCGCAGUCCUUGGAUGUUGAAUGCCUUGUGUCUAGCAUGUCCAAGGCCAAAGACUCGUUGGCAGAUGGUGAGGACCAGCCAGUGGAUCCUGGUGAUCAGCAGCAGCAGGCAGCCAAGCCACUCAGCACUCCAAAGGCUCCGACUUUCACCCAGUUCCACAACGACCCACCCGCAAUAAUAGCGCAGUAUGCCACAACACUGUUGCAAUGGAUGGCACAGCGAUGGGUCCGACACGCCAGUCUUUCAAUUGCACAACCUCAGUCGGUACCUACAACCAGCGCGACAGCCGCCGGGUCAAACAAGGCAUCAACUCCAGACAAGAACAGACCUAUUGAUGCACGUGUAAAAGAUGGUCGAAUCUCCAAGCCGUGGCAACGCAUUGGAGGCAUCAAGACCUACCAUACAAAAGGUAUCGUGAACGAGGGGGUGGACUGCUAUCGCAACAGCCUUAUGCAGGUUCUUGUUCAUCAGCCCGCAUUCUUCCGGUACCUGCUCAACUCGCAUCAAACCUGCGAACAUAGAGACGGAAAGAUCGAGUCAGCGCGAAUGUGUGCCGUUUGCGCUUUGCAGGCGCUCUUUCGGGUAUACUGGCAGACCAUCUUCGAGACGCCAGUCCAGCUAGACAGGGCACUUGAACGCAGCAUCCAGACUUUCACAAGGGCGUUGAAACAAGAUUCAAAUAAAUCCUUCUGCUCUCGCGAAUUCAUGAACGAUCUGCUAAGGAACGACCAGAACGAUCCGUUCGAGCUACUUGCCUUCCUUGUGGCGUCGCUUCAGGAAAAGGAAAGAAUAGAUGCAGCUCCACAGCAGGCAAACGUCACCGUGAGUGAGGCAGAUGCUCCUGAAGACCACCGCUCUACAGCCGAACUGUUCAAGUUUGAGCUCCAGCGUCAAUGGAUCUGCGAAGACUGCGGCAAUGUCACUGGAUAUCGGGACCCAGUUUCAGACGCAGUAGGUCUACUGGUCAGCAUUGGAAGCGAAGAGCGUCGGACGCUACUUGUCGAGUACCUCCGUGGCGAAAUUUUCGCUGACGUUGUGAGUAUCACUUGCACGGAUGGGAAAUGCGCUGGGAAGCUCGCGAUGAAGAAGCGUCAACGGAAGCUGCUCAUCACGCGGCCUCCGGAAAUCCUAGUGAUUCGUCUCGAGAGGGGGAAGCAGGACCUUAAUGCUGAAGGUAACGUGGUCAUGAGAAAGCUUCGCACCAAGAUCGGUUACGAAGAGUACCUCAACCUUGGCGAGUAUACUGUGGACGAGGAGCCGCUCAUGUAUCGUCUGGACGGCUGCGUGGCUCACCAGGGUAGCAGUACCAAGGGUGGUCACUACGUAUCCGCAGUGCGCGAGAUGGACGGCAAGACGUUUGUGUGCGUCGAUGACAACGUCAAACACUCUCGUUGGUUGGGAAACGUGAACGAAGUGGAACGCCCGAGAUGUGGGUCCGAGACUUACGACCCGGAAUCCGACAGUCUCAGAGGUGGGGCGGAUCCAUAUAUUCUUGUAUAUAGUAGAGUUCGCACACCGCGUUAAGAUGAUAUUAAUCGUUAC
Molecule: messenger RNA, 1839 nt
Organism: Baudoinia panamericana UAMH 10762
Lineage: Eukaryota; Fungi; Ascomycota; Dothideomycetes; Mycosphaerellales; Teratosphaeriaceae
Exons: 1
Coding region: 109-1821 (570 amino acids)
Biological process (GO): protein deubiquitination
Molecular function (GO): cysteine-type deubiquitinase activity
Source: RefSeq, a predicted model, not a curated record